CACACAAUGGGGGCUUGAGCGGGGGCUUGAGCGUGGAUGGGAACCCGCAUCAGCCGUCUGCCAGUGGUGUUUGAGUCCUGGGUGACUCGUUGACGCCACUUAACGACGGAUGCUGCCCAACUUCUACUUGACCCUUUCCGGGGAUAAUGCACACUGCGAGCCCGGUUUCGAGGGUAACUCGGACUUGUACGGUUUGGGGGUCCGCAUCGCUUUCUAUCUGCAAACCGUCAUGACUGUGAUUGGAACAUUCGACGGCGACGAACUAUACAGAGUGCUGACCGUCAACCUCCUCUUGGCAUUCGCCCUGUUCGUCGCGCUGAUCCAUGCCACCCUGUCGGGAGGUCUCAAUAACGUGGAAGCGUAUGUAACUUUGUAUCUCGUCGACUCGCUGUCGUUCCUCGCCCUCGUCGCUGUCGAAAUUCGAUUUCACAUGGCCAAGUUUUUGCAUGACCAUCAGAAAGGUUGUGAAGACGGAGACUCGAAGGAACCACAAGCCGCUGGUGCACGUGGAGAGGGUCAGCCAGAAACCGAGAAUCGAGAGAAAGGGGAUAGCGAAAAUACAGGGGGAGAACAGGCGGUGGGAUCUCGCAAGCCGCCCGGCGCGGGAGUGGACAAGGCAGAAUCAUCGAGAGUGCGCCCAAAGGCUGAGACAGGAGGCCUGAAUAUUGAAUCGGCAACGGACCAGCAAGACUGGAUGGAAUUUGACAAGAAUGAGAAUCCCGACCACCAAGUGAAAAGCAGCGAAUGCAAGGGUAGGGAUAGUGUUGAAAUCGACAUAGGAAAGAAGUUGGACGGCGCGAAGCUGCUCAAAUGACGGUGGGAAACAGGUGGAGGACAUAGAUGACGAGGGUUUGGGCGGCAAGAAGCGGGACCUGAAGAGCGAGAAGGGAGAAGAGGUUGAAAAGAACUUGAACGACGGCAGAGAGAAGGCAAGGGACGUUGCCGGUG
Canariomyces notabilis is the source of this 948-nucleotide messenger RNA. RefSeq lists its product as uncharacterized. The record is from RefSeq and is a predicted model, not a curated record. The transcript has 3 exons. Bases 110 to 814 code for a protein of 234 amino acids. Lineage: Eukaryota; Fungi; Ascomycota; Sordariomycetes; Sordariales; Chaetomiaceae.